GCAGUAUAGUUUGGGUAUAGUACAUUUCAUGAAGAUUCAAGUUGUUUCGACAUGUUUUCGUUUUAGUUAAAGUCGUCACUUUCGUCGAAGAAAUAAUCAUGGAGGAAGUUCGAAAGCUAGAGCACCUCUCUCUUGUAUCAAAAAUAUGUACAGAAUUAGAAAAUCAUUUAGGUCUUAAUGACAAAGACUUAGCUGAAUUUAUCAUUUCAUUGUCAGAAAAAAAUAAUACUUUUGAAUCAUUCAAAAAAGUCCUUGAUGAAAAUGGUGCCGAGUUCUCUGACUCAUUCGUCAGUAAUCUAUUGCGAAUCAUACAACAUAUGAAACCAGCCACAUUAUCUGACUCAGGUUCUAAUAAGCCAGAACCGAAGAACAAGCAGGAUAAACUUGCUAUGAAAUUCCCUGGCCUAGCACUCCCAAAUGAUUUUGAUAAGGAUCUUGACGAGAAGGUUAAAGAAGAGUCAGAGUCAAAAAUGAAGAAAAGAUCACACAAAGAUCGUGACAUCAAAGAUGUCAAACCUAGAGUUAAGUCUGAAACAAAUGUCAAAGUUGAAACUGAUGUCAUUGAUGACGCCAUGGCUGAAUUAGAAGCUUUAGCCCCAUCACAAGCUGGGCCGAGCACUCAAAUUACAGGAUCAGGUGAAGGAACAAGAAAUAAAGAACUAGAUACAGAUCGCAGAAGAGAGAGAAGUAGAAGCAAAGACAGAGAGAGGCGGCAUCGGAGUAGGAGCAGAGACAGACGCUCACGCAGCCGAGACAGGGACAGGCGGAGGAGCAGGAGCAGGGAUGGGAGACGAAGGAGCAGGAGCAGAGAUGGCAGAAGACGAAGCAGAAGCAGGGAUCGCAAACAAAGAGAUAGAAGGAGUAGAAGUAAAGAUAGGAAAAGAGAUAGGAGCCGUGACAGGAGAAGGGACAGAAGCAGAGACCGCCAUCACCGGGACAAGGACAAGAGAAGAGGUUCAUUCGAUGAGAAUCCUGAUGAAGAUAUGGAUGCUAAUGAACCCGAAUUAGGAAAAAUCUACGUGGGAAAAGUUGCCAACAUUGUUUCAUUUGGAUGUUUUGUUCAAAUUGAGGGUCUUCGUCGGCGCUGGGAAGGCUUGGUGCACAUAUCACAAUUGAGAAGAGAAGGACGGGUUACUAAUGUUCAAGAAGUUGUUCAGAGAGGUGAGAAAGUAAGAGUGAAAGUUACUAAAGUAACUGGACCCAAAAUUUCUCUAUCAAUGAAAGAUGUUGACCAAGACACUGGAGAGGACUUGAAUCCAGCCAUAUCAAAUCCUGUUAACAGAGUUGACUCAAGUGAAGCAAUGCACCGAAACCCAGAUCGCCCUACCUCCUUGUUGGAAUUGCAAGGCGAUAUAGAAGAUGACGAAAAUCACAGUAGAAAGAGAGUUAAUAGAAUUUCAUCCCCAGAAAAAUGGGAAAUAAAGCAGAUGAUGUCAGCUGCCUGCAUUGAUAAAUCUGAGCUUCCUGACUUUGAUGAUGAAACUGGACUUCUCCCUAAAGAAGAUGAUGAGGAAGAGGAUAUAGAAAUUGAGAUUGUGGAAGAUGAGCCACCAUUCCUUCAAGGACAUGGAAGGAUGCUACAUGAUUUAUCUCCUGUUAGGAUAGUUAAAAAUCCUGACGGCUCCUUGGCACAGGCUGCCAUGAUGCAAAGCGCUCUUGCUAAAGAGAGGCGUGAAGUGAAAAUGAUUCAAAGAGAACAAGAAAUGGAUGCAGUACCAGCUGGACUAAAUAAAAAUUGGAUCGAUCCAUUACCUGAGGCUGAUGGGAGAGCUCUUGCUGCCAAUAUGCGAGGCAUAGGGGCUACUGUCCAAGACUUGCCAGAGUGGAAGAAACAUGUCAUAGGAGGCCGAAAGAGUUCCUUUGGAAAGAAAACAAACAUGAGCCUGCUUGAACAGCGUCAAAGCCUUCCUAUUUAUAAACUGAAGGAUGCCCUUGCAAAGGCGGUAAAUGACAACCAAAUUUUGAUAGUCAUUGGAGAAACAGGAUCAGGAAAAACAACACAAAUAACACAAUAUCUAGCCGAAGCAGGGUUUACCUCCAGAGGUAAAAUUGGCUGUACUCAACCUCGACGUGUUGCAGCUAUGUCUGUGGCAAAAAGAGUAGCUGAAGAGUUUGGUUGCCGUCUUGGUCAAGAAGUCGGAUAUACCAUUCGAUUUGAAGACUGUACAAGUCCUGAAACUGUCAUCAAGUACAUGACUGAUGGAAUGUUACUACGAGAAUGUUUAAUUGAUUUGGACUUGAAGUACUACUCAGUUAUUAUGUUGGAUGAGGCUCAUGAGCGCACCAUUCACACUGAUGUUUUAUUUGGGCUUUUGAAGCAAGCUGUCAAGAAAAGGCCAGAACUGAAAUUAAUUGUCACUUCAGCCACUCUGGAUGCCUGUAAAUUUUCACAAUAUUUCUAUGAGGCUCCAAUUUUUACAAUCCCUGGUCGCACAUUCCCUGUAGAAGUUUUGUACACUAAGGAACCUGAAACAGAUUAUCUUGAUGCCUCUCUCAUUACUGUGAUGCAAAUCCAUUUACGUGAACCGCCAGGUGACAUUUUACUGUUCUUGACUGGGCAAGAGGAAAUUGACACAGCAUGUGAAAUACUCUUCGAGCGCAUGAAAAGUUUGGGACCUGAAGUUCCUGAAUUGAUUAUUCUUCCAGUUUACUCUGCUUUGCCUAGUGAAAUGCAAACUCGUAUCUUUGAUCCUGCUCCUCCAGGUUCUCGUAAAGUUGUAAUUGCAACAAAUAUUGCAGAGACAUCUCUGACCAUAGAUGGCAUCUAUUAUGUAGUUGACCCUGGGUUUGUAAAGCAGAAGGUUUACAACUCAAAAACUGGUAUGGAUUCUCUUGUUGUUACUCCUAUCUCUCAGGCUCAAGCCAAACAACGAGCAGGUCGAGCAGGACGUACAGGUCCGGGAAAAACGUAUCGUUUGUACACUGAACGAGCAUACCGUGAUGAGAUGCUGCCCACUCCCGUUCCAGAAAUUCAACGGACAAAUCUGGCAACUACUGUCCUGCAAUUGAAAACUAUGGGUAUCAACGAUCUUUUACAUUUUGAUUUUAUGGAUGCCCCACCUGUAGAAUCACUUAUAAUGGCUUUAGAACUACUGCAUUCUCUCAGUGCACUUGACAGUGAGGGCCUAUUAACCAGGCUGGGAAGAAGGAUGGCAGAGUUCCCCUUAGAGCCCAACCUGUCCAAAAUGCUCAUCAUGUCAGUGCACCUCCAAUGUUCUGAUGAAGUUCUGACUAUAGUUUCUAUGUUGUCUGUUCAAAAUGUCUUCUACAGGCCCAAGGACAAGCAGGCACUAGCUGAUCAAAAGAAGGCUAAAUUUAACCAAGCUGAAGGGGAUCAUUUAACCCUAUUAUCGGUAUACAACUCUUGGAAAAACAACAAGUUUUCAAAUGCCUGGUGCUAUGAAAAUUUUGUACAAAUUCGGACUUUGAAACGUGCUCAAGAUGUCCGCAAGCAGCUUCUAGGAAUAAUGGACAGGCAUAAGCUUGAUGUUGUCUCUGCUGGAAAGAAUACAGUUCGAGUACAGAAGACAGUUUGUUCUGGUUUCUUCCGAAAUGCAGCAAAGAAGGAUCCUCAAGAAGGAUACCGCACACUUGUUGACAGUCAAGUGGUAUACAUCCAUCCUUCCAGUGCUCUUUUUAACAGACAGCCAGAAUGGGUUGUGUACCAUGAGUUAGUUCAAACAACAAAGGAGUAUAUGCGUGAAGUGACUACCAUUGAUCCUAAGUGGCUUGUAGAAUUUGCUCCAGCUUUCUUCAAAUUUUCUGAUCCGACUAAACUAAGCAAAUUCAAGAAGAACCAACGCUUGGAGCCAUUAUACAACAAAUAUGAAGAACCCAACGCAUGGCGUAUCUCUAGAGUUAGACGGCGCAGGAAUUAGUUGAUCGUUGUGUCAAUAGGUACCACAUUGUAAAUAAAAUGAUUAAAUUAUGAAUUUUUAAGGACAUUGAAAAUUUAAUUUUCAGAAAAAUUAAAAUUAUGGUUUUGUAAGACAA
Messenger RNA from Frankliniella occidentalis (western flower thrips), 3993 nucleotides. It is a transcript of the gene pea, whose product is annotated as ATP-dependent RNA helicase DHX8. The record is from RefSeq and is a predicted model, not a curated record. NCBI's taxonomy places the organism in Eukaryota, Metazoa, Arthropoda, Insecta, Thysanoptera, Thripidae. Gene Ontology annotation, molecular function: RNA binding; RNA helicase activity; ATP binding. Gene Ontology annotation, biological process: mRNA splicing, via spliceosome; spliceosomal complex disassembly. The transcript has 20 exons. Gene Ontology annotation, cellular component: catalytic step 2 spliceosome; intracellular anatomical structure. The coding region runs from base 99 to 3878 and encodes 1259 amino acids.